CUUGAUCAGCUAGCACUGCUCAUAUACUAGUAACUUAUUGGUCAUAAAUUCAUCGCCGAGGGUGUAAUAAUGUCGGGUGGAACUCGACUAGAGAACGCCAAUCCUCUGAUAUUUCAGCGGUCAGGGGAAAGACUGCUCACCUCCACUGAUGAAGAUGAAGAUGUGGCGGACCCCAUCGAUGUCAGAGAGAUCUUCGAUUUGAUCAGGUCGAUCAAUGACCCCGAGCACCCGCUGUCCCUCGAAGAGCUCAAUGUGGUGGAACAAGUGCGUGUCAAUGUGAAUGAUGAGGAGAGCACAGUGUCUGUUGAGUUCACACCGACCAUCCCACACUGCAGUAUGGCCACACUCAUUGGCCUUUCAAUCAAAGUCAAGCUGCUGCGCUCCCUGCCUGACAGAUUUAAGAUUGACGUUCACAUCACGCCUGGUACACAUGCUUCUGAGGAUGCAGUCAACAAGCAGCUGGCAGACAAAGAGCGAGUGGCAGCAGCUCUGGAGAACUCUCAGCUGCUGGAGGUAGUCAACCAGUGUCUGUCCAGCAGGGGAGUGUGAUCAGCUCAUUCCUGCUUCAUUAACAGGUCAUGACUGAACUCUUGAAGGCUAAUAACAGUGCCAUUAAUAGUGCUGUUAAUUUGCUUCUUUAGAAUGAUUGAUGCAUUCAAUAAACAAAAUCAGAUCAGAACAACUCGUAUUUAAAAGGAGAGAGUGGGGGAUCUAUCCAUACUCUGUUUAAAAAAGAGAAGAAACUAUCCUAAUAUAAAGUCAAUAUGGAAACAGAAUCAGUUUUAUUCGCUUAAGAGUAUGUGGAUACAAAAAAGGUGAUGCAAUUUUGUGAUACAUCCAUGUAUAUGUACAAAAUGACUAUUAUUAGUCUGAUUUGGACAAACAAAUUUUAGAAAGUUUUCAAAGGAAUGUGUGUUAAUGAAAGUGGAGAAUGUGUAAAACUGAAAUCAUUUGCACUGCCUUGUUUAUUAUUAGCUUUACAGUUUUGCCAAUAGAAGUAUUAUAUGGAAUAUGUUUUUUGAGCGAAAUGUCUGGAAUGCAAUGAAGCCUUUUUAACUUUAAUACCUUUUUUAGUGGCCAUACGUUUGGAUGAUAUAUGGUUUAUAAAAUUUAUAAUAAUUAUUAAUAACUCCUUUUGUGUUUAAUGUGGUAAACUAAUUCAUUUCUACAAAUAAUUAAUUUCUAAGUCAAGUAUAUGGAUUUACUGGUACAUCAACACUUGGUUAUGCAUCAUGAAAAUGAUACAUCAAUAACAUUCUACACUUCACAAGACGAUGUAACUUGUAAGAUGAGCUUUUAUUAAGCUUUGUCACAGACCAUUGGAUUUAAGCUCUUUAUUACUGCAUUUUCACUGACUGCUGUUAUAAAAUAAAUGUUUCAGUUUUCUAAAUGCUG
Danio rerio (zebrafish) is the source of this 1395-nucleotide messenger RNA. It is a transcript of the gene ciao2b, whose product is annotated as cytosolic iron-sulfur assembly component 2B. Gene Ontology annotation, biological process: protein maturation. Gene Ontology annotation, cellular component: cytosolic [4Fe-4S] assembly targeting complex. NCBI's taxonomy places the organism in Eukaryota, Metazoa, Chordata, Actinopteri, Cypriniformes, Danionidae. The record is from RefSeq and is marked provisional.